CGGUUUUAAUCGUCGAAUCGACACCAAAAAUGGAGCUCAGCCAGAUGUACAAGAAGAAAAAGAACCGGUGGUCGAUGUCGAAGAUCGAGCUGCUGAUAGAUCUGUGGGCCGAGCACUACAGAGAGCUGAAAUCGUGCCGCCGGAACGACCACAUCUUCGUCAAGAUGAAGCACAAGCUGGAGAAGAGCGGCUGCAAGGUGACGGUCGAAGAUAUCCGUAUCCGGAUCAAUAAUCUGUCGGCCAAGUACAGGAAAGAAUCGAUGGCAACUCUAGCAGGUGGCUCGCCGUCCAAGUGGCCACUGUUCGCCAAGAUUCACAAUAUUCUGAGCAACGACACAACGUUGGACGAAGCAACGGAAACGCAAGAGGAAAGCAUGGAAGCUACGUAUCCUGCGGCAGAACCAGCGGAGGGCCGUUCGAAGGUUUACCAGCUGAAGUGCAACUAUCGGCAAGAAAAUAUUGACAACUUUUUCACCGAGCUGUACUUCAAUCCUCGGUAUGCGGACGUAACCUUGGUUACCUGCCACGAAGGAGAGACGUUCGCUAUCCCAGCACACAAAAUGGUUCUUGGAAACUUCAGUAUGUACUUUGCAAACAUUUUUGAAAAGCUUAAUGUACCGCAAAACUCCAAUACCUACAUCGUACUGCCGGCGAACGUGUCUCAUCAGACGAUGCAAAUACUAAUGCAGUACAUGUACACGGGGCAGUCGUCUGUGCCGGAAUACAACGUGGACGAAGUGUUACGCUGCGGUGAGCUGUUGAAGAUACGGGGUUUCUGGAGCGAAAACAAAGCAUCCGUUUCGUCGUCGGUCGGCCACCACAAGCGGCGGACGAAUGGGGCCGAUGGACGAAAGAUGCACCGCAAGCUGGGCGGCGGUGGCAGCUCGUCGCAGGACACCGACCAAAGCCGGCUGGCACGGCAAACGUCGAUGCAAACCGAUCAGCAUUCGGAGGUCGCAUCCGAUUCCGGAACUUCGGCGCUGGACACGCUGGACGAACAGAAGCGGCUUGCAAUAGCGGCGAUCCAACGUGAUUUGCAUGCGAGCUCGAUGCGCGCGAUGGCCCACGGUGCGGCGGCACUGUUCAGCAGCGUUUCGGACGUGAAGCAGGAACCGAAUGAAUGGGAUGACCUGGAUGACGAUAAUGAUUCAGACGAGGACGUAAUGAUCUUGCCGGAUGAAGUGAAAGCGAAGGCCAGCGAGAGUGAGGGAAAGACAAACCAACCGAUGCAGGCCGCCGAGUUGGUCGAGCAGCUUGCGCAACUUCAGCAACAGCAGCAACUGCAACAGCAGCAAUUGCAACUGCAACAGCAACAGCAACAGCAACAACAGCAGCAGCAGCAGCAUCAACAACAACAACAGCAGCAGCAGCAUCAACAGCAACAGUUGCCCGACGAUCCGAAGUCCCACCAGCAGCAGCCAACGUCUCACACAUCGCAGCAACCGACGCCACAGUCGUCGCUGCACUGUGAGUUGUGCAGCGCCUGCUUCACUAAUCCCGACGAUCUACUGCAGCACAUUAUCAGCUUACACGGCGAUGCGGCCGAGGUGCUACGCAAGCGAAGCAGGAUGACAGACGAGGAAAAUCCACCAAAUUCGAUGCGAUGCGAUUUUUGCAACAAAUACUUCUUCUCGGCCGCCGAUUGGGCGCAGCACGUGUUGCACACGCACACCGAACGUACGGCUGAAUUUCAGCAACAAAUGGCCCAAUUUUCGGCCGAAGAACUUCUGCCCAACAUGAGCAAAAUACGUUCCAUAGCAUCAUCGAACUCGAUCGAUUAAUGUACGAUGUGCGAUGUGCUUAGAAGCACGCUACCCACGACUCAGUUUUCCGAUUGCAUACUCCCUUUUUUACUUUUGUUUUACCCAACUGGCUAUGAAUGAUGCCGCUUCUAUAUUAGUAGCAAAACAGCAGAUCACGCAACAGUUACGAGUAGAUAAUUAUAUAAACGUAAGCCUUAGUGUAACAGUGUGUAGGACCUAAUAGUAAAGGCGGAAAAGAGUAGAACCCACGCUGCACCCCUGUCAAAAACUUCAUUUUAUUUGUUUCACGAUA
This is a messenger RNA of Anopheles cruzii, 2055 nucleotides long. RefSeq names its product putative mediator of RNA polymerase II transcription subunit 26. The record is from RefSeq and is a predicted model, not a curated record. NCBI's taxonomy places the organism in Eukaryota, Metazoa, Arthropoda, Insecta, Diptera, Culicidae. Gene Ontology annotation, biological process: positive regulation of DNA-templated transcription. Gene Ontology annotation, molecular function: protein binding. Bases 30 to 1781 code for a protein of 583 amino acids. The transcript is spliced from 7 exons. Gene Ontology annotation, cellular component: nuclear body.